UGCCAACUGGUCUUUAUUCAUGCCCUGCUCCGAGAAAAAACACACACACACACACACACACACACACACACACGGGCGACCGAUCUCAGCUGGCUCGCGCGAACGCAGAUAAAUGCCAAUGCCAAUGCCAAUGCCAGAGCCAAAGCACAUGCACAUGCACAUACUACCUACCUCUAACCUACCUAGGUAGGUAGGUAGGUACCUACUAGAGGUAGUACUGACACUACUGUGUACUAGAUGCGCAUGUGCUGCGCAUGCCCAGCUGUCAAAAUCUCCCAACCAGCGGCCGCUCCCGACUUUGACCUGAAGUUGGCCGUGCACAACCCUGCCACCUCCAAGUGCCCCGUGCCCAACCGGUGCAGCAGCGUCUCCUCACAAUCACGACACUCUCGCAGGCACGCCGCCUUGGCCACAGCCGACAUGGUGCAAUUAUAAGUUAAUAGCUGUCUUGUUUCUUGUCCCCCCAGCGCAUUCUCAUCUGCUCUCUGGCCGCCGUCGACCUUGGCUUCGGACACAGCGUUAGCCGCCGUCCACAAAACACCACACACACGAGUCACGUCUCGCAUAGACAGGCUGCUUCCCGCACGUUCCUGACAGCUAGCUGGGCCGCCGGCGCUAGCAUCUGCAAAGGCUACUGCGCGCCCUGCCAGCCUGCCAGCCUGCCAGCCACGGCCACGAGGCAGGACCCCUUCACCGGCUCCUGCAAGAGCCACGCCGGCAUUCAAGCCGGUAUCGUGCCCUGUAGCUACUCCGUAGCAGCUACACCGCUUGCAGGGGAGCUCCGGCUGGCCCCACGUUGCUCGAGCGGGAAUCCGUCCUGCUGCAGGAGAGCUGCCUGGCCUGGAGCACAUUCGUACUUCGUACUCCGUAACGAGCACGCAGUACUGCGACCUUGGCCCUGGACGUGCGUCGCAUCGGCGACAAAAGACGCACAAACUCGCCACAGCGCGGCCGCCAUGCAGUCGACGCCUCAAUAUAUUGGGGAUUGUGCAGGCCAGCUCGUGCUGUGCAAAUCGAGUCUCUGAGGAUCCCACACUCGCAUUCCUGGUGUGGAGCCGUUGGGUCUUGCCCUCCACAAGGUCAGGAAUCCCAAGUCCAGACCGAUCCACCAGCCUGGGGCCGCCAGCGGCAGAUUACGGCCUGCGCCUGGCCUAGUCUUGUUCAGGAAAUUACAUUCUACCGCACCACUUCCACUUCCUUGUCGCUUGCCCGAGGAGCUCUUGCACCAUUGCCGCCGCACCUGUUUCUCUGAUAAAGACCACGGCUCGCCUCCACCACCCUCCUUGGAUUGCUUUCUGGCCCAUCCUCCCAACGCUCCUCCCCUGGCAUAUCAUAUCCCAACCUGCCCCUACAGCCCACACAUACCCGACGCACUACUGCUCGCCUUGACGUCUUGCUCCCGACCCCGUCCCCCCCCCCAGAGAGACAGCCGGCCGAGGUCGAAGAACAACGACGGCCAGCCCCGAUGACAACAUCAAAAGCACACCACAGAUCAUAUACGAUCAACCUUCGAGCAUUGACGCCCGCCGCUGCGCAGAGCAACCCACACAAGCCUCACCCCAGCCUUCAGGCCAAUCUCAAGUCUCACAAACCAUCCAAGUCAACCCCCAACGCCAUCAUGUCGCAUGCUCCAGAUACUCGCCUAGACCUGCCCGCCGACAGCCUGCCUCAGCACAACCGCGAGCUGACCCUGCGCCGGUACAUGCUGCUGCAGGACGAGCACGAGUCCAUCCGCCAGCACCUGGAUCAAAUCUCCACCCCGUCGUCUUCGACACCCACAAACUCGACGACAUCACCCACCCUUGGCCCCACCCGCCCAUCCUGCCAUGUGCGCACUGACUCGGCCGCCAGGAGGGCGAGCAUGCCGCAGUACGACAUGCCGCGCCCGCGCUUCCACCGACGUGCCGGAGCACGCUUGAUCUCUGCCGAGCUGGAAAUGUCCUCUGACCCCGCCACCCUGGCCCAGAUCGCGUCCGAGGAAGCCAAGCUGCUCUCGGUCAACGAGGGUAUCAAGCGGGCCCUGACGGAGCUGCUCAACUGCGAGACCGUGCGGUCCGACCAGGCCUUCCGUAGCUUCUGCAUGACGAGGCUCAUGGAGACAGAGCAGGAGCUGCGCGGCGGCCGCAGGAGGAGGAGCUGCCCCAUCGAGUGACGGCCGAGAGCGACCCACGUUACGCCUUGGGCGUGGGGCAGUACGGCGGUACCACUCCUUUUUUCUUCUUCUUUUUGGGACGGGAUCAUGGUUCAUUCCAUCUUUGCGUAUGGCGUUCACUGGAAAAUGGGAUUUCACAUGAGCAUGUGGAGCCGCGAGAGACAUCGCUUCUGAUACCCCUCAUUGGCAUUGACGCACAAAGAGCGGUCAUGCAUUGUUUGUUUGGUGCAUAUUGUGGGUUUCCAAGAAAAGGGUUGGUGGGCUUCGGGAGGGACCAAAACAAAAUCGUUUCUCAGGCGCUCCUUGGGAGGCACGGAAAUAGAACCAAUCUAGCGUUACCAGGGUGCUUGGAGGUGUGCUCUGCUCCUCGUUAAUAUCGCUCCCAGUUCUUGGCGAGAUUAUACAAAAUUGCUUGGAAAUUGAUGGCGUCUAGAGUUUCAGAGAAAGCUCAAACCAGGAGUAGCAUGCAUUGUAAUAAGGCUCGUUGGUUGUGCAGUCAUUUCAUUGGACGCUCAAGUGGCCUCCGUCUGGGAGAGAUCGGAGAUUCACACCCACAGGGACCGAGGGUACUGGGCAACCCGGAAGAUUAAAGUACUCAGGUUAGCACCAGACCGUGUAUCUCAUAGGAGUUUGUUAUCCUAUAGCAGGCUAUCCUAUAGGUGAUUGGGAAAGUCUUCAAUCAGGGGGGUAAUAGUAAUGAUUGUAUUUUUGCUGUCGACACUACAUGUAAUGCGCCGUGCUGAUGCUGUACUUGCAUGGGUGUACGAUUGAUU
Molecule: messenger RNA, 2925 nt
Organism: Diaporthe batatas
Lineage: Eukaryota; Fungi; Ascomycota; Sordariomycetes; Diaporthales; Diaporthaceae
Exons: 1
Coding region: 1466-2152 (228 amino acids)
Source: RefSeq, a predicted model, not a curated record